ACCACUUAAUCCUUUUCUUUGAUUAUGUUAUUACAUGUACACUCUUCUUCUUUUCUUUAACCCUUUGGUCCCCUCUAUUCAACCUAACAGAUUAACAUUAACUCGCCGGAAUAUCUUUCUCCGGUCACAGUUUCAGCCACCCAACUUGUUUAUUUAAACAUCUGAAGCCUGCCCUUUUUUCCUUUUUCCAAAUAUAUUUUAAAGGUUUGAUUUUUAUUCAACUAGUAGCUGCUGCUGUAAGUUUUAUCUGUACCCUUUAUUAGUUUUAGGGUUUUGCUUUACCUUUUGUUUCAUUUGCACGGUAAACAAGGCAGUCUUCAACUUGAAGUUUUGAAUUUUGCAUACAGUAAAAAAGAAGUUUACUUUAUUGGUAAAUAUCGGGUAUAUGAGUGGUGGGGAGUAUUGUCAGAAUUUUAGUCUUUUGUGUUUGCUUAUUUGAGAAGCUAGUUGCCAAAUUGAGAUUGUAAGUAUUGUUUUGACUUUUAUGCAAAUUGGGAAACCUUGUAUUGUUUUGUUGAAUAAUUCAAGUGGGGUUGGAUUAGUAUUGUUUUCUGAUUCAAAGAUGAGGCAUUUGGGGUUGAUUUGAAGAGGGGAACAUGAAUUGUAUUGAGAAGAAGAAUAUAGGAACAGGUAGUAGAGGAGAAGAGGGGGAUAGUGAUUCGAGGAAGUCCGGUGAACAACACAGCUCUAAAUCCAAUGGAUCCAUCAUGGGAUCAUGUUCGGUUAUUGAUGAGAGAGUGUUGGUUGACCCUAAAUUGUUGUUUAUAGGGUCAAAAAUUGGGCAGGGAGCUCAUGGAAAAGUUUAUGAAGGAAGGUAUGGAGAUCAAAUUGUUGCGAUCAAAGUUCUCAACCGGGGUAGCAACCCAGAAGAGAAAGAUGCGCUUGAAAGUCGUUUUGCUAGGGAAGUUAAUAUGAUGUCAAGAGUAAAACAUGACAAUCUUGUAAAGUUCAUUGGAGCUUGUAAGGAUCCUUUAAUGGUGAUAGUAACAGAGCUCCUACCAGGAAUGUCACUCCGGAAGUAUUUGCUCAGCAUUCGUCCAAAUCAGCUUGAUCUUCAUAUGGCUUUGAGUUUCUCUGUUGACAUUGCUAGAGCCUUAGAUUGUCUACAUGCUAAUGGAAUCAUACACAGAGAUCUAAAACCAGAUAAUUUGUUGCUUACGGCCAAUCAGAAAUCAGUAAAGCUUGCAGAUUUUGGUCUGGCGAGGGAAGAAACUGUGACAGAGAUGAUGACGGCAGAAACUGGGACCUAUCGUUGGAUGGCGCCAGAGUUGUACAGCACUGUGACAUUGCGUCAGGGGGAAAAGAAGCAUUACAAUAACAAAGUUGAUGUAUACAGUUUUGGUAUUGUCUUGUGGGAGCUACUGACUAACCGCAUGCCAUUUGAAGGCAUGUCCAAUUUACAAGCUGCCUAUGCUGCUGCAUUUAAGCAAGAGAGGCCCAGUCUUCCAGAGGAUAUAUCCCCUGAACUUGCAUUCAUUGUGCAGUCUUGUUGGGUUGAGGACCCGAAUAUGCGACCUAGCUUCAACCAGAUUAUUCGCAUGCUCAAUGCGUUCCUCUUCACACUGCCUCCACCCUCGCCAUCACUGUUAGAACCUGACACUGUCGAGUCAGCAGAGACAACAAGUAACGGUACUGUAAGUGCGUUGUCUGCACGCAGUAGGGGGAAAUUCGCUUUUCUUCGGCAACUCUUUGCUGCAAAAAAGACUAGGAGCCCACAGAUGAGCGGGUAAUUUCGAAAAGCUCCUUUCUGUUACUAGCCAUAUGGGCCUCUGGAUUAGAGGAUGUAUAUUUUAGGAGCUUGUUGUGAUUACAACCUGAAUUCUGAUGAUUAGCAAACUGUGGAGGUUCUUGAAUGGAAACUGUGCUAAUGGAGACACUGAUUUAGCAAAUAAAUAGGGUAUAGCAAUACCGUCUUACAUAACCUUAUUAGAAAGAAGGCACAUCUCGCUGUCAUAGCAAUGUUUUCUCCCCUUUAUUCUGAAAGUGUCUAAUAGCAUUGCGAUUUACCUUAUGUGAUUUAGUUCAUAAAUAUUAGUUCAGUUCAGUUGGCAUAGAAGCCUGAAAGCUUCCACAUUGCUAUGAACAAAGAAGAAGAUGCAUUUAACCAAUCCAGUUGACACAAAGAUCCAGAAUUAGCUGAUUUGUGUUGAACUCGAAAGAGUUUCUGACCACAGUGCUGAAACCAUCCAGCGGCAACCCAUGUUCACUGUAUCGAAUUUGAAGUCGCCUGUUGGAAAAAUCUCAGGAAACUUCAGCAUGUCAAAAUAUGCCAUAUGAGACAAUGCUUAUCUACAAAUAUCCUAAAUAUUUUUUCGUUUUACUUGCACUUUACUGCUUCCUAAUGUACAUAUGUAUAGACAGUGAAAGGGUAAGAAUCGUUCUAUAUGCGCAAUUUUCUCUGGUGCC
Daucus carota subsp. sativus is the source of this 2406-nucleotide messenger RNA. Its product is annotated as serine/threonine-protein kinase STY13. Gene Ontology annotation, molecular function: ATP binding; protein kinase activity. Lineage: Eukaryota; Viridiplantae; Streptophyta; Magnoliopsida; Apiales; Apiaceae. The record is from RefSeq and is a predicted model, not a curated record. Bases 597 to 1730 code for a protein of 377 amino acids. Gene Ontology annotation, biological process: protein phosphorylation; signal transduction. The transcript is spliced from 6 exons. Gene Ontology annotation, cellular component: cytoplasm.